AUGAAGACUGCUCCAUUUGAGUGCUGCGCCGCUAGUAGGUGCCGAUCCCCGGCAACAUGCCGGAGGUGCAGGGGGUGUGAUGGUCACUGUAGGUGCGGCGAGCAGGCUAUCCGGUAUGUUGACCCGGAAGAUCCUCACCCCAUGGUGAGAGGACUGCAUCCAUCGCUUAACGACUACCGUACGGCCGGGGAUGGCAGUGCAUUUCAGAGCCCCCGAACAUGGGGAGAUGCGCCACUGACCCCCCCGUGUAGGCCCGACUCACCGUGGUCCGAGGGAAGUCAAGAUAGUGAUGACGACGUCAUCCACGUUUUAGGUGAGGAUGACCCCCUGCCGACGUAUGGAGUCAAAGGGGAAAUUAGUUUUUACGACAUUCCACGUAGCAGAAUCUCGGAUGUAUGGGAGAGUGGACACGGUGGCAGCCGGGGAAAAGGACCUACGCCUGUACCAUGGGACGAGAGUGACCUCGCCUUUGCUGACAUCCCAGUUAGGCCGGAUUACAAAAUGGACAGAUGCUUCGUCAUAGACGAUGAAGGGACACUCAUAGCCGACAUCCGAGAACUGACCGUACGCAUCCGGAUGGUUUGCGAUAUGUACGUGGCCCCUUGGUCUACGGACCUCAAGGAAGGAUGGCCGGGAGAUGCCGGGGCUUCGAGCGAUAUGAUAGACGAGUUCAUAGGCUGGUCAAUGGCCAAGUGGUUCCAGGAUACGUGUGCGCCGCCCUGGCUUAAAACGCACGCGCUGUGCCCGACUUGGUGGCCCCAGGCCUGCUAUCACGGUAGAAGACAGACCGUAGGGGGGUACGUGGACGGGAACCUGGCUCCCCGGAGUGGAGACUUGGCAGGAGGGAGUGACGUUGCCAUUAAAGUUGGGGUUAUAGAGAAGGGGACGAGUCUAUAUCGAUGUUCGCGUACCUCGUAG
Chondrus crispus (carragheen) is the source of this 918-nucleotide messenger RNA. RefSeq lists its product as hypothetical. The coding region runs from base 1 to 918 and encodes 305 amino acids. The transcript is spliced from 3 exons. The record is from RefSeq and is a predicted model, not a curated record. Lineage: Eukaryota; Rhodophyta; Florideophyceae; Gigartinales; Gigartinaceae.